This is a messenger RNA of Plasmodium vinckei vinckei, 2001 nucleotides long. RefSeq names its product cytoplasmic dynein intermediate chain, putative. Gene Ontology annotation, molecular function: dynein heavy chain binding; dynein light chain binding. The record is from RefSeq and is a predicted model, not a curated record. Bases 1 to 2001 code for a protein of 666 amino acids. Gene Ontology annotation, cellular component: cytoplasmic dynein complex. The transcript has a single exon. Lineage: Eukaryota; Apicomplexa; Aconoidasida; Haemosporida; Plasmodiidae. Gene Ontology annotation, biological process: transport along microtubule.
AUGGACAGUGAUGUGGAAUAUGAUAUACUUAAACCGAUUGAUGAAGAAGAAAGAAUAAGAUUACAAAAUAAGUUGAAUGAAAAAAGGAUAGAAUUAGAAGAAAAAAAAAAAUAUUUAGAAGAAUUAAAAAAAUCUAAUGAAAAUGGAAUAUUAGAUAGUAGUAAAAUUACAAACAUUGAUGAUAUUCCAGACCCUGAUGAAAUGGUAAAAAAAUUUAUUGAGGAAUUACAAAAGGAACAAGAUGAAGAUGAAAUAAAAUUGAAAGAUCAAAUAAAAGAUAAUAAUCAUAAUAAUAUGAGACAUAUUGAAAAUCAUCGAAUUAAUAGAAAUGCAAAAUCAGAUAUGUUUCAUGGAAAACAAAGAUCUAUUGAAGAAUAUGUAGAUAAAUCUUUUCUUUUUAAAAAAAAAGCAUCUGUAAAAAAUUUUAAUUUUAAAAUUAAUAAAAUAAAUGAAGAAAAAUAUAUACACAUCGAAAAAAAAAUGAUAACAAAUUUUGAUAAAUCAGUUCAAGUCGAUAUAAUAUCUGAAAAUGAUGAAAAAAUUAUAGACACAAAAAAUAGCAUAAAAAUAGGUUCUAAAAAUGGGUUUGAAAAAAUAAAGGGAUGUCAAAUUAAGCCAGCAGGAACGGACAAAAUAAUUGGCGAUGAAGGUGAAAGUGGGGAAGUUGAAAGGGGGCAGGUUGAAGAGGACAAGGGAAGCCCAAGAAUUGACGAGGAAAGACAACGUAACAUAAUAAAGAGCAAAAGUUUUAAUCAGUUUAUUGAAAAAUGUUCAAAAAUAAUAGAAAGAUAUAUGGGGGAACAAGAAAUGUUUAAUACUACAUUAAACUUUGAUACAAACAAAUUUAAAAAUAAAUCUAAAGAUUCAUUAAAUUGGGAAAAAUUAAAACUUAUAAAUAAAUAUUAUUGUAAAACAUAUACUAAUAAUAGACCAAUAACAGAUGUAAAAACAUGUAAUAUAUAUAGUGAAUUAUUUUUAGCAUCUUAUGGUGCAUCUGAAACAGGUUCUUAUUACGACCCUGAUGGGUAUGUACUAGUUUGGAAUAGCUUAAUGAGUAAUCGACCUGAAUAUACACUUAUAUCUCAAUCACCUGUAUGUACAUGUUUAUUUAAUAAGUUUAAUCCAUAUAUAGUUAUAGGAGGUACUUAUACAGGUAAUAUAUUAUUAUGGGAUAUAAGAAUAAAUCAAAAAAAAUCUAUACAUAAAACAAUAUUAUCUUCUCAAGGACAUUUACAUCCUAUAUAUUGUGCAGAAAUUAUAGGAACACAAAAUUCUCAUAAUUUAAUAAGUAUCGACACGGAUGGGAGAUUAUGUAACUGGUCAUUGAGUAUGCUUACCUAUCCAUCUGAUAUAGUUGAUUUAAAAAAAGCAAAUAAAGAAAUAUCAUGUUCUUGUUUUUCAUUUCAAGAAGGGGAAAUAAAUACAUUAUAUGGUGGAGCAGAAGAUGGUUCAAUAUUCCAAGCACAAAUACAUGGAAAUAAAACAGGAAUAACAGAAACUUAUAAUAUGCAUAGUGGCCCAUUAACCUCAAUGCAAUUUCAUCCAUUUAUCGAAGGAAUGGAAGAUAAUAAUGAUCUUAUGCUAACUUCAUCUGUUGAUUGGACGUGUAAAUUACUUAGUAUUAAAAAUCCAGAAAAUGUUUUAUUUACAUUUGAUGGAUUUGAUGAUUAUAUAAUGGAUAUAAAAUGGAGUCCUGUACAUCCUGGUAUAUUUGCAACUUGUACUAGUAACUCUAAAAUACAAUUAUGGAAUAUUUCUAACGAUAUUGAAAAUUCUUAUUAUGAAACUGUUCUUGAUGUAAAAGCGGUUAAUAAAAUUGCUUGGUCAUAUGAUGGAAAAAAAUUAAUUGCUGCAGAUUCAAGUGGAAUCUUAACAUUAUGGAAUACAUCUAGUGAUAUAUAUCAACCUAGAUCUGAUGAAAUUGCAAAAUUUGAUAAACAAAUUGAAAAACUUAAAUCAAACUACACAGAAUUUGAUCUUCCCGAAGUGGAAGGUGUCUAA